Sturnus vulgaris (Common starling) is the source of this 2312-nucleotide messenger RNA. NCBI's taxonomy places the organism in Eukaryota, Metazoa, Chordata, Aves, Passeriformes, Sturnidae. The record is from RefSeq and is a predicted model, not a curated record.
UAAAUGGAGAAGAAUAUAUAUACCAGUACCCAACACCUGUAAAAUACUUUCCUCCUGCAAGCACUUUUUGGAUCAUCUGUCCUCAGAGAGAAGAAGGCAACAGCAGCAAUUCUGAAGAGGGCUUCUGAACUGUACUGAACUUCACUGGAGGUGAAGAAUACUUCAGACAAGUGGUAACAGAAUGGAGAACAAACAGCAAAGCAACGGCAUGACAAAAGAAAAUAAUGCAGUAAAGAAGAAAGUGAAUUGGUCUGGAAGUCUUAUUGUAGCUUCCCUAACUGGUGCUUUUGGGUCGUCUUUUCUUUAUGGUUACAAUUUGUCGGUGGUGAACGCUCCCGCAGUGUUUAUCAAGAAGUUUUACAAUGAAACUUGGGAAAGGAGAUAUGGCUUCUCAGUGGAUGAAGGCACACUGACACUCCUCUGGUCCAUAACUGUUUCUAUUUUUGCCAUCGGUGGCCUUGUGGGUGCCAUUAUUGUUACCCCAAUUGUGAAGUUCUUUGGAAGGAAAUGCACACUGGUGCUCAAUAACGUGUUUGCAGUGUCAGCUGCCCUGUUGAUGUCCCUGUCCUUGCUGGCAGGGUCGUUUGAAAUGCUCAUCCUGGGCCGCAUUAUCAUGGGUGUCGAUGCAGGCAUUUCCUUAAGUGCCCUCCCCAUGUAUUUGAGUGAAAUAUCUCCUAAGGAAAUCCGUGGUUCAUUGGGUCAGGUCACAGCGAUUUUCAUUUGUAUUGGUGUUUUCACUGGUCAAGUUCUGGGGCUGCCAGAAAUAUUUGGGCAAGAAUCUCGGUGGCCUUUCCUAUUUGGAGCAAUCAUUGUUCCAUCACUGAUACAAGUCGUGAUUCUGCCUUUUCUUCCCGAAAGUCCUCGGUACCUCCUACUCGAAAAGCACAACAGGAGCAAGGCAGAAAAAGCGUUUCAGAGGUUCCUUGGGAAAGAUGACGUGUCUCAGGAAAUAGAAGAAGUUCUGGCAGAGUCUCGGGUGCAGAGGAACACCAAGCUGGUGUCGGUGGUCGAGCUGCUGCGGACCCGCGCGGUGCGGUGGCAGAUCGCCACCGUCAUCGUCACCAUGGGCUGCUACCAGCUCUGCGGGCUGAACGCUAUCUGGUACUACACAAACAACAUCUUUAGUGAAUCUGGGAUCGAUCGUGAAACAAUCCCUUAUGUUACACUAAGUACUGGUGCUGUUGAGACUCUGGCUGCCGUUUUUUCUGGCUUGGUUAUUGAGCGGCUUGGACGCAGACCCCUCCUCAUUGGGGGUUUUGGGUUGAUGACCAUCUUCUUUGCAGUUCUCACUGUCUCCCUGACUUUACAGAACACUGUGCAUUGGCUUCCUUACCUCAGUAUAUUUUGUAUCCUUGCAAUCAUUGCAUCAUUCUGCAUUGGACCAGGUGGGAUUCCCUUUGUCCUCACUGGAGAGUUUUUCCAGCAGUCACAGAGGCCAGCUGCAUUCAUGAUAGCUGGGACAGUCAACUGGCUCUCCAACUUCGUAGUGGGACUGCUCUUCCCCUUCAUCCAGGCUGGUUUACAGACCUACUGCUUCCUAGUGUUUGCUGGCAUCUGCUUUGCAGGAGCGACCUACCUGUUUUUUGUCCUGCCUGAAACAAAAAAUAAGACAUUUCAUGAGAUCAGCCAAGCAUUUGCCAAAAGGAAUAAAGUAGAUUUGGAAAUGCAAGAGAUGAACCACUACCCAGGGGAGAGGAAAUCAAGCGAAGAACAAGAAUCAAACUUCACAUCUUCAGUGGACAAUGGGGAAACCAAAAAAGGGAUUGUGUAAACCCAGGAUGCUCCUUUAGGGGAUGGGGGAAAGUGUGCUCUUUUCAUUUAUAGCAGUGCACAACUUGUAUAUUUUAUGACCUCAUGAACCGCUUCCCCCUUGCAAAUAUUCUAAGUGAGUAUGGGUGAAUUCAUUAGCAGCUGGGGCAAUGGUGGAGACAAUGAGGGGUGAGAGGAGAGGCAACUGACAAAAUAAAUGAGAUGGAGUCUCCUUGGCACCUGUGAAGCAAGUGCUGGGGUGAGUGGGGUGGGGAAUACAGACUUGGAGACGUGAAGAGGCAGUGGGGACCAGGGUUCUGAGCACCCCAAUGUGCUCACAGGGAGGUGUGCAUGCUCUCCCCAAGAGGAGCAGGAGGAGGCAGGGACAAGGGAGGAGAUCCCAGUGGGGGCCUGCUGAGAAGCCAACCUGAAACAGCACCAGAAGGUUUUUCUCCACUUUCCCAAGAUGUCAUUCAAGCUACCCAUGAGAACUGACAUGACACUUCCCUGACCUCCCAUUCCUUUUCUAGCUAUUUUGACUUCCAGUUGCAUUGCUUGCAACA